GCGCGACUCGCCACCAAAAUUCUAUGCCUUACUAUCUCUCAAACAAUCAUGGAAGCGCCGGAAGGCGAAGACCUCAAGCCAAAGAUUAACAUUACCAUCAACUUUGAUGGCCAAGUCUGCACCGUCAAGGUCAAGCCUGGUAUGCCUUUCAAGAAGAUAUUUGAUGCAGCGGAGAGUCGCUUCAACAGGGAGCCAGGGACAUUGAAGUACACGUUCGACGGUCAAAGGCUACGGCCCGAACAGUGCCCCGCGGAACUGGAUAUGGAGGACGGCGAUGUGAUCGAUGCGCAUUUGCCUCAGAUGGGCGGUGCUGCUCUUGCGCCUCUAUCCCGGCAGCGUCGCCGACCCGCGUAUCACUUUUGAUGUCUAUGCCGGUGUUCUCUGCGUUAUUGAUUCGGGAAUACACAUGUUGCAAUAUACCCUGUAUCCAGUUUUUUUCUAGCUACUAUACAGUCUGCGCAUUCUUGAGAUCACUGUUGAUUUUCGGCCAAGAAACAUUG
Messenger RNA from Laetiporus sulphureus 93-53, 500 nucleotides. RefSeq names its product ubiquitin-like protein. Gene Ontology annotation, biological process: protein sumoylation. Gene Ontology annotation, molecular function: protein tag activity; ubiquitin-like protein ligase binding. The record is from RefSeq and is a predicted model, not a curated record. The transcript has 6 exons. The coding region runs from base 49 to 363 and encodes 104 amino acids. Gene Ontology annotation, cellular component: nucleus. NCBI's taxonomy places the organism in Eukaryota, Fungi, Basidiomycota, Agaricomycetes, Polyporales, Laetiporaceae.